UCAAGGAACAGUGAGAGGAUUAUUGUCGUGUCCAUCCACCAGCCAAGAUAUUCCAUUUACAAACAGUUUGACUCUCUCACUCUUCUCUCCCAGGGGAACAUGGUCUAUCAUGGAGCAAUAAAGGAGACACUUCCAUAUUUUACUAACCUUGGGUAUUUUUGUGAGGAGCAUGACAAUCCUGCUGACUUUCUACUUGAUGUUAUUAAUCAGUGUGAAGGACUGACAUCAGCCACUGCAAAUCUAUUAGCUAUUGAGUCAGAGAUGGUUCCUAUUGAUAUGUCUGAUAGUUACCUAAAGUCCAGAGAGUGUGGGGACACUAGGAGAGAGUAUGAUAGGAUCAUUGAGAGACUGGAGAAGAAUGAGCGAGGAGUUAGGUUCAGUGGUUUAAGAGGAAAAUAUGCUACUAACUUCUUCUGGCAGUUGUUUAUAGUUAUGAUUCGUUCCAUCGUUAAUUUACAGAUGUAGCAAGAGAUCCAAUGACAUCAUUGGUACAGGUAAAGUACAUGU
Molecule: messenger RNA, 507 nt
Organism: Amphimedon queenslandica
Lineage: Eukaryota; Metazoa; Porifera; Demospongiae; Haplosclerida; Niphatidae
Product: ATP-binding cassette sub-family G member 2-like
Exons: 4
Coding region: 100-465 (121 amino acids)
Source: RefSeq, a predicted model, not a curated record